AUGAAAGUAAGUGAAUAUCUUCACUUAUAUAAACACAAUAGAAAAAUGAGAGAUUUCUCAGAAUAUGCAAGUGUUCUCAGUCUUACAUCAAAGAGUAGAACCAAUAAUAUUACAUUUACUAAUAUCAAUUCAUAAUGUACAUUCCCUUAAUCUACUAAAAAUCGAUAAUAAUCUCCUAAUAAUUAUACUAGUCUAGCUGCUUAAAGAAAAAAAAACUCUGUUGAAAAAAGAAUAAAGACUUCUAAUGAAGAUGAUUGGGAAUCAUUUGCAGCAUAACAAAUUUCAUUUUUAGAAAAACAUGUCAAAAACCCAAUUGCAGUUGUAAAUUUCAAUAUUAAUGAUAAUGGCCACCAUACUCUAAACUAAAUCUACUUAUAUGAAGAUUCUAACAUAGAUUAAAUAAUAACCAAUAUUAGUAGAUAAUACAAAUUAUCUGAAAUCAAAAAAUCUGAAAUUCGUUAAUAAUUAUUAAGUUGCUUUUUUUGA
This is a messenger RNA of Paramecium sonneborni, 486 nucleotides long. The record is from the annotation of a GenBank genome assembly. Lineage: Eukaryota; Ciliophora; Oligohymenophorea; Peniculida; Parameciidae.